AGCCAUGCGGCCCGGUCAGAGCUAGCCACGCUGCCCAGAGGCUGCAGGGGAGGGGCCAGGAGCUCAAGGGCCCAGCAGGAUGGUCCCACGGGCCGUAGCUUGCCCACCUCUGUUAUAACAGCUAUUUAUCAUCUUACAGGAAAUCUAAUUCAACUGGCCUACUGUCACUGCUACAAAAGGAGAGGCUAAAAGCUGGGGUUCGGGCAACCUCCAAUCUGUUAGGCUCUACAUCCUUGUUGUGAUCGGAGAAGAGAGCAUGGGUUGUUUUCAGAGGCAUUUCAAGAGAUCCCAGAAUUUUGAUAAACCUACCUUUCAGGGAACAUGUUUAGGGGACUUGUUAUUUUAAAUGAGGUCCGGAAACUGAAGACUAAAAGCUGGUUGGCCCUUGCUUGGCUGCACAAAAUAAUAAGGAGCUUUACAAAGUGUGGAGCUGUGCUACAUUCAGAGCUAAGUAACAUGAAGUUACUGCACCCAGGAGAGCAUAGCACUCCAAACGUGUGGGAGAGUAGGUAGCCAUGGCUCUGGCCUCACUAUGUGCCAGCCUGGAGAGCUGGUUAGGCCACACGGUGGGGACUAUGCUGAACCUGUUAAAUGGGUGAAGCACUUUCUGCUAGCUCUUCUUUUGUACUAGGGAGCUAAGAGGGGUAGCACAACACAGCUCCACACCACUCCCAGCCCAGACUGGGCAUGAAUGACAUAAUAUACCCUAAGAAACUGGUAUUUUGUACAUUUAAUACAUCAUUUUGCUCUAUCAAGCUACAGCACAGAUGGAUGUCAAAUAUUUAGUAUUUCCAACCCACUAAAAAACUAUAGCUCUGAGAGACCCUCGGAGAUUAGGAUUUAGUUGCAUUAUCUGAUACUGUGUUCAAGUCUGGUUUUGACAAUAAGUAUUUGUUCACAGACACAUCACAGUCCUUUGAAAUAUUGAAUUUGUUGACAACAUUAAGACCCAGAACAAAACACUAAGGCUUUAUCCAAACACAAAAGUAGUACAGCUUUAACUAUACUUACAAGACCCCCUGAGUGCAGAUACACUUAUAGCAGUAUGAAAGUACCUUACACCAGUAUAAUAUUCCUAUACAAGAUAUCGUAUAGAGCUCUACUGUAUAACUCACCUUUAUACGGUAUAUCUGUGUCCACAUUAGGAAUUUCACUGGUAUAAAUAUAGCUGUAAAAAGCUCACUCCCUCAACCAAUAUAGUUAUACAGAACAACACCUUUUGUGUAGUCCAGGACUGAGCCUUAACAUGCUACAUUAUUAAAGUUGUCAUGAGAGAUUGUGGCAUAGCUUCAUCGGAUAAGGCAAUUCCAAAACAAUCAAAAUAACAGCAAGAUAAGCAAAUACAUGCUAAAAAUAGUUUGCCUUUUUAAAUGUGUAAUGUGUACCAUGUACUUUACCCUCUUGCAUGAGUAUAAAAAUCCAUGAGAAGAGCACAAGCUGUUAUGGAAAGAACCAUGAAGGCCUUUCUUCUGCUAGCAGCCAUUGGACUUUGUUCGGCACAAUACAACCCAAAUACAAGGCCUGGGAAGAUGUCUAUUGUCCACCUGUUUGAAUGGCGUUGGGCUGACAUUGCUCUUGAAUGUGAACGGUAUUUAGCACCCAAUGGAUUUGGUGGAGUUCAGAUAUCUCCUCCAAAUGAAAAUAUUAUCAUUACUAACCCAUGGAGACCGUGGUGGGAAAGAUACCAGCCAAUCAGUUACUAUCUAUGUACACGAUCUGGAUAUUAUGAUGAAUUUAAAGACAUGGUGACCAGAUGCAACAAUGUUGGAGUUCAUAUUUAUGUGGAUGCUGUAGUCAACCACAUGUGCGGGUCUGGUGCUGGUUCUGGUAAUAGUUCUACUUGUGGAAGCUAUUUCAAUGCAGAGACUAGAGAUUUUCCUGCUGUGCCAUACUCAGCCUGGGACUUUAACGACGGUAAAUGUAAAACUGGAAGUGGAGAAAUUGAAAAUUACCAUGAUGUGACUCAGGUCCGCAACUGUCGCCUUGUCAGUCUUCUUGAUCUUGCCCUCGAGAAGGACUAUGUGCGUUCGAAAGUUGCUGAAUACAUGAACGAUCUUAUUGAUAUUGGUGUGGCAGGUUUUAGAAUUGAUGCUUCCAAGCAUAUGUGGCCUGGGGACAUGACGGCAUUUUUAGACAAACUGAAAAAUCUAACGACAAAAUGGUUUUCUGAAGGAUUGAGACCUUUCAUUUACCAGGAGGUAAUUGACUUGGGUGGAGAGCCAAUUAAAAGCAGUGAUUACUUUGGAACUGGCCGAGUGACUGAAUUCAAAUAUGGUGCUAAACUGGGUACAGUGAUCCGCAAAUGGAAUGGAGAAAAGAUGGCCUAUUUAAAGAAUUGGGGAGAAGGCUGGAGUUUCAUGCCCUCUGACAGAGCCCUUGUCUUUGUAGAUAAUCAUGACACCCAAAGGGGACAUGGUCCUGGGGGAGCGUCUGUUCUAACCUUUUGGGACUCCAGACUAUAUAAAAUGGCACUUGGCUUUAUGCUUGCUCAUCCUUAUGGAUUUACACGUGUUAUGUCAAGUUACCGUUGGCCAAGAUAUUUUCAGAAUGGAAAGGACAUUAAUGAUUGGGUGGGACCACCAAGCUCUGAGGAUGGAUCAACCAAACCUGUUACAAUUAAUCCAGACUCCACUUGUGGCAACGACUGGGUCUGUGAACACAGAUGGCGUCAAAUAAAGAACAUGGUUAUUUUCCGUAAUGUGGUUGAUGGCCAGCCUUUCUCAAACUGGUGGGACAAUGACAGCAAUCAAGUGGCUUUUGGGCGUGGUAAUAGAGGAUUCAUUGUCUUUAAUAAUGAUGACUGGAGCUUGAAUGUGAAUUUGCAAACUGGCCUUCCUGCUGGAACUUACUGUGAUGUUAUUUCUGGGCAAAAGGAAGGUGACCGCUGUACAGGAAUACAGGUGCAGGUUGUAGGUGACGGCAUGGCUAACUUCCAGAUUAAUAACCAGGCUGAAGAUCCUUUCAUUGCAAUUCAUGUUGAUGCUACAUUGUAAUCCAUGCAAGAAUGAAUGAUUCUCUGUAUAACAUCUCUAGCAAGGAAUAAACUGUGUUGGCACAAAAGUAAUGGGUUUUUUUAGUCUCAUUAAUGAAAUACUGUGUCAUUGCUGUAAUAUUAUUACACAAUAACUAGCACUGAUACACAUUUUUGAGAUGGUGUAACAGGCCUACAAAUAUGGUUCAUUUUAAAAAGUACUUCAUUUUAUUUCACGUGAAGUAAAGAAGAAAUUAAACCAUGAAUUGAGAUGAUUUUUCUAUUGUAAUUCCAAAACUCAGGCAGGCAGACAAACAGACGCACUGUAGGCUGAUGUUGCUCCCUACCUAACGCACACAGGCUCUGCUGUAUCAGGGAGUGAAAGACCCAGACCCAAGAGCUUGUAACAGGACCUAUUAGAGC
Molecule: messenger RNA, 3394 nt
Organism: Dermochelys coriacea (leatherback sea turtle)
Lineage: Eukaryota; Metazoa; Chordata; Testudines; Dermochelyidae
Product: pancreatic alpha-amylase-like
Exons: 10
Coding region: 1422-2993 (523 amino acids)
Biological process (GO): carbohydrate metabolic process
Molecular function (GO): alpha-amylase activity; cation binding
Source: RefSeq, a predicted model, not a curated record